This is a messenger RNA of Cheilinus undulatus (humphead wrasse), 2559 nucleotides long. It is a transcript of the gene asb15b, whose product is annotated as ankyrin repeat and SOCS box containing 15b. Lineage: Eukaryota; Metazoa; Chordata; Actinopteri; Labriformes; Labridae. Gene Ontology annotation, cellular component: cytoplasm. Bases 135 to 1895 code for a protein of 586 amino acids. Gene Ontology annotation, molecular function: protein binding. Gene Ontology annotation, biological process: intracellular signal transduction. The transcript is spliced from 14 exons. The record is from RefSeq and is a predicted model, not a curated record.
CACACUCUCAGUAGAGCUGGGUCAUCUUUGCAGGUCAAAUCUAAAUAUAACCCAGACAAACCCAGACCACGCAAAACAAAAACACACGGGCUGCGAGCGGCGGUGCUGGAGGGCACUUGUUCAGAUCAACAGAAAUGGACGACUUUGAGCGAGAGGGCAUAAAUGAGGAGUUAAUUGAGUUUGCAAUCCAAGAGAGCAUGCAAGAUGCCUACAAACUAUCAUGUUCAACACAGAUACACAGAAAAGAAUCAAACAGUGAAGAAUUUGUGAAAAUAAUGACAGCCAUUCACAAAGGUGAUGUCUGUGCGCUGCAGGUGUUGUCAGGUUGUACAUCAGCCUUCAAGGAGAGGGACAGCAGGGGUCGGCUGCCUCUGCACGCAGCAGCUGUACAACCGCAUCAAGAGAGCCUGCUUGUGGUGCUGCAGGUUGUACUGACAUCCACAGGCCUGACCCUGGAGGAGCAGACAGAGGACGGGGACACAUGUAUGACUCUGGCAGCAGAAGCCGGCCUGGUAGAAAACAUCAAGAUGCUUCUGCAGCAUGGAGCCUCACCGCACAACACAAACAGCAGGAAUGAGUCUCCUCUGCUGAUCGCUGUGAGACAGAAAUCAUAUGACAUGGUUUUAUCCCUCAUCAUGGGUGGAGCCUUUGUGGAGCAGGUGUGUCUCACUAAGCGGACCGCACUUCAUGAAGCAGCAAAGAUGGGUUGCCCUGCUGUUGUGAUGCUGCUUCUUCGCCAUGGAGCAAAGGUAGCUGCCAAAGAUGCUCAUGGUGUAACUCCUCUUGGGAUUGCAGCUGAAUUUGGCAACACUGAAGUUUUAGAAAUCCUCAUUCAGCAUGGUGGUGACGUAAAUGCUCAGGCCAGCAAUGGAGACACAGUCCUGUAUGAUGCAGCUGGAAACGGAAACCUGGACUGUGUCCAAUUGCUCCUGAAGCACGGAGCCAACCCGAAUGUAGCAAGCUAUGCUUGCCAGCUGCCCAUCCACAGAGCCGCAUACGAGGGACACAUACUAGCCCUGAAGACUCUCAUCCCCAUCACCACAAAGAGAGCGAUCCGUCUAGCAGGCCACAGCCCUGUCCACUCAGCUGCAGACGGUGGACAGCCCCAGUGUUUGGAGCUGCUUCUGCAGAAGGGAUACGAUGUCAAUGCAUUGCUAGGCAUGCAUAUUUCUGAAAACUACGGGGACCUGAGAAAGUCCCCUCUUUACUUUGCCGUCUCCAAUGGUGAUGUAACCUGUGCAGAGAUGUUGCUCGCAGCAGGUGCAAGAACUGAUUUGGAUCCACUGCAGUGCAUCUUGGUCGCCGUACGUGCUGAGAGGUAUGAGCUGGUUCAACUGCUGCUGUCCUAUGGAGCAGAAGUGAACUGUUACUUCACUGUUAUUUGCAACACAAUAUUCCCAACAGCACUGCAGUACAGUCUGAAGGAUCUAGUGAUGCUGCGGCUGCUGCUCAACAGUGGAUAUCACGCUUACAAGUGUUUCCAGUGUUGUCAUGGUAUCUGUGAAGAAACGGACAAUACCUGGGCGGAGCUUCACAGCCAAGCAUACCGGAUCUACAGUCAACCUAAUGCUAUCUCAUUCUGUGAGUACGUCUCAGUAUCCUGGCUGACACAUCUGGUUGGCGGUGUUGUAAGGAUGCUCCUGGAUUACGUCAGUCACGUCAGCAUCUGUCCCAACCUCAAACGCAUCCUGGAGAAAAGCCUUGAGUGGGAUGAGAUUUCAGACACACUGAGCAAACCACGGUCUCUGCAGCACUUGUGUCGACUGCUAAUCAGACGUCACAUGAGCCUUAAGACGCUGAAUAACCCGAAAGCCAUGGCUGCUAUCCCUUUUCCUCCAAGACUGAAGAACUACCUCACCUACAGGGACUUGUGUAGUGACCUAUCCUCGGUGUAAAAGCUAUAUCUUGUAUCUGCAAGGCCACACUUUAAAAAAAAAAACAAAUGAGAAUAUAUUUCUUCGUGAAAACCUUUUGUAUUUAAUUCUAGUUGUGUAUAUUAUGAGCUGGAGUGCCUUGCUGUGUGCUUGUGAUUAGCACAAAAGAAGCUUGAACAGCUGAAGUGUAUUGCACCUAUUAAAACAUCUCCUUUUUCUCAUCAAUACUUGGCAGUUUUGAAAUCCCUGAAUAGACGCGCUCUCCCUCUUGUAUGUAGCCAUAUAGCACUUAACACCUAACCUGCAUACAGAGUAGGAAAAACAAAAAAUAAAGCUAAAUAUCUAUAGGGAAAGCAUCACAAACCUUAAAUCCACUCUACACCCACAAAGAUGUUUGAACUUCCUGCUAAUUGAAACACCACUCAAUGAGAAGUUUAGAGAGAGUAAAAGGUUAUCAAACUACACCAACCAAUCAAAAAGACUCAAGUGUAAGUUGUCCCACCCUAACAUGUCAAACAUGUUUGAGAAGAGCCAAUCAAGCACAGCGUGUUCAUGCCCACACAGUCCUUAGCAGAGGUCAGGUUGAGUGGAAACAACGGUGUGGGUGGAACACAUUGUUCUCCCUUUAUGCUGGCAUUCAGUGUGAACAUUUGUGUAGUCAAUGCAAGGUUUGACAAUUAAAAAA